Molecule: messenger RNA, 3894 nt
Organism: Rhincodon typus (whale shark)
Lineage: Eukaryota; Metazoa; Chordata; Chondrichthyes; Orectolobiformes; Rhincodontidae
Product: coiled-coil domain-containing protein 71L
Exons: 1
Coding region: 200-763 (187 amino acids)
Source: RefSeq, a predicted model, not a curated record
UAAGUGGGGUUCUUUUUGUUGUUGCUGCUGCUGGCAAUGCUAAUGUUGGGGGUAUGUGUGUAGGCGGGGUAGGAGAAAGCUGACCCCCCCCCGCCCUUCCCUUUUCCCCUUGGCAAAGUCCCCGGUUCUCUCUCUCGCUCUGGGUGUGUGUGUGUGUCGGUGGGAGGAAUUGGGAACAGUGUGCGCGCAAAGCCUGGCCAUGGCGGUAUUCGCUGGCGAGGAGCGGGUGGUCUACUCCAGAUCACAGAUGGUGUUCGCGGGAACAAAGGCGCUGGAGGAUGCGCUCAAGAUCUUCAUGCCCAAGUGCAGCGACUUUCACAACUCGGAGAUUGAGCUGUGGGACUUCCUGUGCAGCAUGAGGGAGGAAGGCUUCACCCCGGUCAUCCUCCGUAGCAAGGACGUGUACGGUUAUUCUUCGUGCCGCUCCGCGGUGCCCGAAGCGAAGCCCACGGCUGAAGUCAAACCCAGCACCGAGAGGGCGCCCAGGAGUCGGCGAAGGAAACAAAGGAAUGCGGGGGAGCCCGUCACCAAGAAACGCAAAAGCUGCCUGACAAAGACCUCACCUUCCCAGGUCGUCAGCCGGGUUUUGCGAGGCAACUUGUCCAGCAAAACCACUGCCUCUCGUCCAUUCGCCUUCCCAACCAUAAAAGUUGAAGAUUCAUCUUCAGAUGAAAGUGUUUCCAAGGCACGUCAGAGGGCUCAAAAAAUUCUUAAAGUAAACUUGUCUCCCGUGAUCAGAUUGAGACCUGUGAGAGUGCCGUGAUGAGGUUUCGGAUGAUGGGACACUUUUUUUAAAGAAAAGAUCAUAAAUAAAUAAUUGAAGAACAUGGGAAACAGGAUAGAAAUUGGUUUUUCGAACCUAUAUUGACUUAUCAUGUUUAUGAAUUCAACAACUGUAAGCUUCAGGGAAAUGUUUUAAAUUAUUUUUAACUGCCUUUGCCUUUUCUGUAGCACUCUAUACUUAUUGUUUACUUGUUAAACUUAUUUCACUUUUUUUGUGUUCCAGCUCGCCACCUUCUUUCUCUGCGAUUGGUGUUGUAUACAAGCAACCCAAUUUGGCAAGCUAAUAGGAUAAAUAGUGAUUCAAGGAUAUAUUCAGUUUACAGAGCUUUGAAUGCAAUUAAAGUUGAAAUAUCACAAGUGGGCAGGACUAGUGAGAAAUUGCAGCAUUUUAGCAAUGAGGAUCCGAUUGCAACAUUCAGCUACACCUUUUCCUUUGUCUCUGUUUUCUUUUGCUAUUUGGAAUGUUCAUCCAUAAAUUUCAAAUCGCUGGAGCUUGCAGCUUAUAGAUCACUAGAUUUACAAAUUUGUGAUCACGUGAGUUGACAAUAUUUUGUGGUAUCCCACCAUUCUCACAUUUUUGCUUAUGAUGGAAUCUUGUGGCUUCAAGAAAGACAAAGCUGAUUAGGUCUGGUUCCAAGGUGAGACUGCACUGAGACUGAAACUGGACUGCACUGUCCAGUUCAACUUGAACAAUUCAACUGUUAAUCAGACGACUUGUUUUGGAUUGCAAGAGAAAGCUGAACCUAGCGCAGAACAUUGAUCGUCCAGUAGCCAUGAGAAAUGUCAGUUGAGUGGAUAACCAACCUGCAGAGUAGCAAUUGUGGAUAUGUACCUUCUGAUCUCUGGCUGUCAUAAUGCAGUCAUUUGCUGCAAGCUAUUUCAUGAAUUGAGCGAUGACUUUUGAGUCUCGGGGUUCAAUAUCCAGAUCGGAAUUUUGUUUUGGCUGUAAGACUCUAGGGUGAAAUAAAUUUGGCUAGUUUCAAUUCAAUUUGUAAAACCUGAGUUCCCAAUGGUGAUGUUUGCUAGCAUAGAUCAGUUGAAGGUGGAGAUGGAUUUUCCCCAGUGUUUGUAGGUGUGAACCACUGAGAACCUUUCAAUGGCUGUUUUGGGUUAGAGUCAACAUGAAUGAAUUGUGGGAGGCGGAUGAAAUACUGCUUUGAGUUGAGCUCGAAUGCAAGAAAUUUGGCCAAGACCAUUUGACCAUUGUGGUAUCGUAGAUUCUGAUUAUUUAGAAGAGGUUCAGAGGAGAGUGAGCAGGAAUUCCAUUUUUAAAAGUCAUUGUGCUGCAAUCAAUUUGAAAAGAGUGGGACAAAUGUGUUUGGUAGUAACUAUGACAGCUUGUGUCAUCUAAUUACAAUAAAAUUUGGGAUUUAGCAAGGACCUGCUAUCUAUUCCAAAUUAAACAUUAAAAUGGAAAAAUGUGUAUGUACUUGCGUUUUUGCAUUCCUUUUAUAUGCACUUCAAAAAUUGUUUGUUUUCCUGAUGAUUCAUGUGCUAUGUUUUCAUGGUAGGAUGUAGGUUUCUGUAGUGGGAGUUAGAAUUCAAAGAAAGCAAGGCUGUGUUGUGAUUCAAAGUAAAUCUGUUCAAGUACACAAACCAAAGUGUCUUGCCCUGGAUUGGUGAAAGCAUUGGGUUGGUUCUGAUUUGAAAUUGGUCUAUACUGGUUGCUUAAUUUACCAUUUUGGAAGCAUGUGUUUGAAUUAUCAGAACAAAAGAUCAACCUUUAGCUCAAUGUUGCAACCGCAGAAAUAAGGUGAGCAUUCAGAGGUUGUAUAUUUUUGACUAAUCUUUUUCAGCAAAUAUAUAUGGAUUGUUUUCAUAUGAUUAAGUGCACAGAUUGAGUGCAAAUCCAUGCAUUAGAACUACUUGGUGAGCACCUAAGAGAUACUGAAGAUGGGAAUACUAGAGUACAAUUUCCAUUGCAUCAUAUUGUUUGCACUUUCCAAAAAUAAUGGGUUUUGUGGUGGAGUUUACAUUUCUAAUUAACAACUGAAAUUCAGCUUUCCAUAGUUGCCUUUCUUAAUAGUAAAGAAACAUUGAAACCUCAAUUUUUAAACUUCUAUUUUAGUCAAAUAAUCUCUUCAAAAUUGCAGAAAAUGAACAACACAGGUGGGGUUUGUAUUCCAUUACUGCAAGGUCCUACCAAACAGAACAGUUUGCCAACAUUUUAUCAUCCAUAAGGAAAACACCAAUCUAUAAUGUAAUGUUAAAAUUGCAAUAGAAGCUACCCUCACUGAACAAUUUCUGAAAUUGAAGCUUCAUUUCACUAUUUUAUUAAGGGAGCUCACCUUUGGCAGUUUUGUACAAAUUUUGCUUUGUGUUUAUAGACUUUGGAAUAUGUUGUAAUUGAAGUACUGAAAUGGGUAGUUUUAAGAAGUGUUUCAAAAAAUAGUAUGUAGGAUAGUAAGAUAGAUGGUUUGAAUGGGAUUUCUAUUCAUGAAUACUUGUUCUUUGAAAGCACAAUUAUGAAUUUAACACAUUCCUUCUCACUUCUCUACCACCCAAUUCCAACCACCCCCCCCCUUGCCCCACCCCAACAGAACAAAAUCAGGGAUAUGGCGCUGACAUUACUCAAUGAUACCUUGGUCAAAUUCAUAGGAAGGUAUAUGAAAAGCUAGUCAAUUCAAAAUAAAUUUAAUUUUUAGUUAUAACCUAUUCACUUGGGGUAAUUUGAAUUAUACCUGUAACAUUUGUGUGAAGUCAUGCACUUACGGUGUGAAUACAGUCUGAAUUUGGUAUUGAGACAAGAUCUGACCUAGUACUGGGUGAAGUAAAAGUCCUGCAAAGAGACUCCUUCACUGCUUGAGAAUCAAUUUAUUUCUUUACAUUUCAUUCCUAUUCCAAAGUUAGUAUUAAGUGGUUUUGGCUAUUUAUUGACGCAAAACUUUUGAAUUAUGAACAAUCAGUCUUUUUGAUACUAUGGUAAUUGAUACUUCAGUGGUGUUGAUCAUACUCAUUCUGUUUCCAGGAUUUUCCUCCAAUUGAUAUUUUCCUGUUACUUGUUUCUAUGUUAAUACCUCAAUAGCUUAAAGAUUUUUUUCUGUAAAUUCUUGUAUCAUUUUUGUAAAUGGUGUAAUUUUUAAUGUUGAAUAAAAAGGACAGUUAUUUUAA